This is a messenger RNA of Guillardia theta CCMP2712, 5508 nucleotides long. RefSeq lists its product as hypothetical. The record is from RefSeq and is a predicted model, not a curated record. The coding region runs from base 1 to 5508 and encodes 1835 amino acids. Gene Ontology annotation, molecular function: protein binding. The transcript has 3 exons. Lineage: Eukaryota; Cryptophyceae; Pyrenomonadales; Geminigeraceae.
AUGGACGGAGGACGUGCCUGGAUGAUGGCAAACCUGACUCUUAGGUUGAAGAAGGAACGACGCCCAGCCCGUCACCUGGUCGGUCAACCGCCUCGAUGUGCUUUCAUGGACGAGAAGCCAGUCUUCAAAGAUAGCCUCAUCCCACAUGACCACGACCAUGUUCUUCAUCAUCGUCUUCAGAUCCUGCAUUCACCUCAUCUGCAACCCAUCUGUAAGCUCGCCAUGUACCUCGGCUACAAGAGCAGUCAUAUUGCGAUCAAAGACGAAGAUAGCUCUCAAGUUGUUGCAGGGCAUAAGAGACCACAAUCAGCUCAACCGAUGUCACGGAAGAUACAUCUCGACCAAUCGUCUGAAAAUGUUUCCAGGAACCAAACAUCAUCAAAAGGACAAACUUCCUUGGAGCAGACCUACCAGCUACGUCCUAAAUCAGCUACAUCGAAAUCAAGGAAGCUUGUUCUCAGUCCUGAUUCUCCUUCAAAAUCCCAGCCGAGUGUUUUUUCCAGCUCGAGCAACUUUCCAGACGAAGCUUCACACAUGAAACGCAAACGACCUCGACUCAUCAAAAGUGGCCACUUUCUAGACCUUCUGAGCAGGAAGAAAUCACAAAGUUCGAUUGUGAUGACAUCAACAAAGGUCCUCGAAGCGGAGAUCAAGCAGACCACUACCGUCUUUCAAAGUGUUGAGAUCGUCGUCUGGAAGAAUCAUCCAUUUGCUUACAUAGCUCUGCUUCACUCAAUGCUACAGGGGAAAGAUUUGACAGGAAUACUGAGAUUGCUAGUUGAUCCUUAUUUCCUGUGCAAAUGUAUUAUCAAUUCUGGAGUUGAUUCACUUAUCGCCUUCAUUGGCCGUUUACAGGAUCGCGUUCAGACUGAAUUUGACAACACACGAGGAGCUGCAAAAACUCUGUCGCAGUUAAAGUCGAAAUUGGUAAGUGUUGCCUAUACCUUCAGACUUGAAGAAAUCAAAAUAUUUGAAUUGAUGCAACAGUCCAGUGAGCUUGUAUCAGAGUUUGAAAUGAAUUUGAAACGAAGCUUAGAUGAAGCCUCAAGAUUUCUUCGUCUUCUAGAAGCAUCCCAAGACGAAUUGAGGAGUCUGAAUUUCAAAUCACCAGAAUGGGCAGCGAUUCAUGAUUAUCUUAUGAUGUUAGAUCAGCUCGGAGUCACGAGCAGUCUGAGCCCUGAGGAAAACAAAAUGGUUGCUCACCAUGCCACAGCUAUGGAGACUCGCUUCACUGAAGACAUCAGUCACGAGGCUGAAAAUCAUUUCCUACUGAGUGGUAUUUCUCACAAAAGCUCUGAUUCGAUUUAUGUUUCUUCAAGAUCUAAUGCAGUGUUGUGCCCGGAUCUCUCAGGAAAGAUAGAAGAUUUGAUGCGUGAACUAUCACUGUAUUACAACUGUUCCUUUGAGGAACAAUCGAUCAAAUUCUUAGCUCAUGAUUAUGCCAAAGUGACACUUCCGAGUGAGCAAUGCAAGAUCAGUGAAAACGAUCAGACCAGACCCUCUGAAACAUUAACAAUCUCAAGACUCAGGCGACCUAUGUGGGAGAAAGCAACGUUUUAUCUCGUAUUCCAUGAUUCAAGCUUUGAUCAAAUACUUUGGCUGCUCGAACGCGAGGUUUUUCCUCUCUUACAGUGGUUCCUUCGAAAUCACUUUGUUGAGCUCUCAUUCGUCGCGUUGGGACCGCAGAGCGAACACUCGCAAAACAAGACACUGAGAGAUAAGAAGUCCUCUGUCAAGACCAACGACAGCCCUUCACAUGACUCAUUCUUUGUGCUUCCCAUCAGAAAUGGCCACACGUUUGUUGAGAGAGAAAAAAACUUUGUAUAUGUCAAUUGCUCGGCAAAAAUUCACUCCGGUGAAGAGCAGGCUGUUUUGAAACAAAUGAUUGUACCAUGCCUUCUCACGAUGGUGUCUGAGCUGUAUCCAAAGAUUGACUCUUCCAAACCUAUUGCCACGAAUGUAAUCAUUGGAGAUCAGUCACAGACUAUGAGGGCGAAGGCGAGGCUAUUUGUGAGUUGGAAGACACUGAGACACACGGUGAAUCAGAUCGCCAAGUUCUUUCAGAGGAAGGGCCCCUCAGCUCUGGUCAGACUGAGCGGCUCUCUUGGAGUCGGUAAGAGCAUGACCAUGGCUCAUGUAGCAGAGAGCAUUGCGCUAUCUUCAACCGACAAGCACCGGGUCAUCUAUUACCGAGAUGCUAUCCAACACAGCUCUGUCUCCUUUCUCCAGUACCUGACCUUUUGUAUCCCUGAAUGCAAAAUGUCUCAAUUUCACUGCAAAAGGUUUGGACAAUGGUUGCAAUCUUCGGACUUCUCCCUUGACAUCAUAGCCGAUGGGGUGACGCAGGAAGACAUCAAUACUUUGGAAACAAUCUUUCAAUUUGCACCCGAUCUGCAAAGGAAGGUGAGGAUAUUGUAUACACUCACAGCUGGCACAACGAGACAUCAAUGUAUCCACGUGUAUCCCCUCCAUUUUGAUGAACGCAUGACACUGAUCGACGAGAUGUGCAACCGACAUGAUUUGGAAUUGGACAAGACCUGUAAACAGAAUCUGGCAUCCAAGAAAGAUUCAAGGAUUCCAUUGUAUGUGGAAGCCACCAUCAAAACAAUCGCAUUGUUUACAAAGACUGUCUCUGCCUUUCAUGACAAUCUACUUUCACGUGAUGAUGUGUUGUGGCACGUGAUUGAUCAAUGCCCUCAAGAUUUGGACGACCUUUAUGAAUAUCACACGAUUCCAUUUCUGGAAUUCAAAUAUAAUAAGGCGAUUGUUUCAACAGUGCUGCAAUUUUUGUAUUUCACAGAGAAGGCAAUUUCAUUCUUUACCUUAUGGAAGAUGGUUCAAGAACAAUUGAGUGCCGAACAUCUCAAAGAUCUUGACUCGAUCACGUUUUACAGUGAUCUGGCACACUUUCUUCUUGACGACAGUGAUACUAGUGACUUCCACAUUUACAUGAAGCCCAAAUCAAUCUUUCGCAAAGCUGUGUCUCGACGUUACUUUCGGGAUUACAUCUUGAAUGAGAUGGAGGCUAACAACUUGCAGAAAGUGUUGAAUAGGAGAGAUUCCAUCGACAAGAUAAUCUUUUCCCUCCGCAACGCAGUUGCUGAAGAGCAAGGAAACGGAAUCAAGAACGUGCUCUCCUUUGACGAUGUUGACACGAACGACUUGGAAAGCGACAACAAAGACGAUCUCUUUCCAUUCACUCCUGAGACCAAACUAUACUUCAGGAUCAAAGCGAAGAGGAAGGAGAGUGCGGAUGAUGCAGCAUCCAGAAAGAAGACUCUAGCGGCGCAUGCUCUCACUGUUGCUGAAUCGCACAUGGGUGGUGUCCUCUGCAUAACAUCGUGGUCAAAGAAUGGAAACAACUUCAUAGCUACUGGUGGGAACGAUCACAAUGUGAAUGUUUGGUACUUCCUUUUCAAAGCAGACUUCUUAUCACAAAGUUAUCAAUCAUGUAAUUUUCUCCACAAUUCUCGGCUUGUUGAUCUUAAUUACUUCCUGUCUAAAUCAGACUCAAUCGUCCCCAGCAACUUCUUCCAGCGGUCUCACGUGCUGACGAGUCUCAAGGGGCACGGGCGGGCUGUGACUUCGCUGGUGUAUAGCUCCGGGCUUCUCUUCAGUGGGAGCUCCGACAACUUGAUCAAGAUCUGGGAGACGCAGAAAUGGGAGUGCAUACAGACACUGAAGAUGCACAAGGGCAUGGUGACGACCCUGUUACACUCUGAGCAGCACUUGUUCAGCGCUGGAUCUGACGGGAAGGUGUUUGCUUGGAGAGUUGGGGAACACCUUCCAUCUGCAAGUUGGGACAGAACAAAGAGAGCUCAGAUCUUGUGCAUGCACAUAGUCGGCGACCUCUUGUAUGCUGGCCUCGAGAGGAGAUGGGACGAAGCCGGCAAUCCGAUCAGAAUCUGGAAGAUGGAUCUCACGCAAGAGGUGGGUCAACUUCCCUCCAAAGAGGUGCAAGAGCUUGACAAGGAAUCGUCCAAGAACAAGACGCUUGUCAGCAUCAUCCAGGAAAAGAUCCGAAUCCUAUCCAACGAGACUUACAAAACACACAGUCCGAUCAGAAAGGGUGAGUUACACCAGGAAAUCCAGGAGCAACAAAAUCUCAAGAGUACAUUGAAGAAGAAGAUACAACAUCUCCAAUCAAACUUCAAUCGAAUGAAUGGGAGUCUCUACCACACCACCGACGUGUCCUGCAUCCACGCGCCAAUUUCGAGCUCUGGGUCAAAACCGAACCUCCUGUUCACCGCGGGAUCUGACGUGAUUCUGGUGUGGGACCUCAACAACAGGAUGUGCCUUGGAUCUCUAGAAAACGAGAAGGGCAAGAACGUGUUCGUGAAGUGCAUGAGCAGCGCCGACAACGUGCUGUACGUGGGAGGAGGUCUGCUACCGGAGGGCGGCGUCUCGCAGCGAGCAGGUCGCGUAACGGUCUGGAACUGCACGAGCAGGAGGUACCUGACGUCAUUGAGCACAGAGGGGGUGGUGGUAGCGCUACACCUGGUUGAGAACAGCCUGAUCGUGGGCACCAUGGCUGGCUCUGUCCAGAUCUUCACGACCGACAGCAACUCGAGCGCCUUCGAUAUGCACCUGAGGAAGCAGACGCGGCUGGUGGAGGAGCUGCAGAUAGACCGGAGCUUGUCUUACGACCAGAAGAAGCACGAGGUACAGCAGGCAAAUCGCAUCUGCGACAUGUUGGACCUCAUCAGGAUGUUCUCCUCAGACCCGUCGGUCAUCACUGCUCUCCUCGUCAAACUCACCUCCCUCCUCGACGAGAAGAGCCUCGAGAUCGACGAGGCCAUCAUUGAAGCCCUGGAAGCGCCAUCCACCGUCUUCGAUCAUCACAUCCUCGCCUCCCACGAGACCCUCAGCUCCCCCAUCAGGCUGGACAAGUUCCUGCCCAUCAUCAAGAGGCUACACGGAAUGACUCAGAUCCGCACUGCCGCCUGCCUGAUCAUCCUCGAGCGGCUCUUCACGCCCAUGAGUUUCAAGGAGCUGCACGCGCAUCGCUCGCACAAGCAGGAGCAGGAGCACCCGGCGGCUCUCAAGAAGCUUCGGAGCAAGAAGCAUGACGCGGGCGAUCACCAGCGCAAGGAGACCAUGACCUCUCUCAUCGCCGAGGAAGCCCUCCAAGUCAUCCUUCACUUCGUUCGACACUACCCGUCUGACGUCACCUGCAUGGAACUCGCCAUGGCCGUCCUGCGCUUCAGUGCCUUGGAGUGCCCCGCCAUGACGCUGAAGACGAUCCAAGGGUGCGAGGAGGACAUCUUCGACGCCCUCGAGCUGAUCUGCCUCGAGCCCAAGUUUGAGCAGCACGGGACGAGCAUCCUGUCAGACCUCCGGGUGGUCCAGCGACAUCUGGAGCUGAGGGUCAACGGGAAGGUUUUGCCCAUGUUGGCAGGCAAGAUGACGUCAACGUCCAACACAGUCUUCAAGUAUUUUCAUCCUGCUGAAUCAUCUCAUACCCGCCAUACAGAGGAGACGUGGAAGCACUUGCUGCAUCGCAUCUGA